Gossypium raimondii (Peruvian cotton) is the source of this 2587-nucleotide messenger RNA. RefSeq lists its product as hypothetical. NCBI's taxonomy places the organism in Eukaryota, Viridiplantae, Streptophyta, Magnoliopsida, Malvales, Malvaceae. The coding region runs from base 375 to 2147 and encodes 590 amino acids. The record is from RefSeq and is a predicted model, not a curated record. Gene Ontology annotation, molecular function: calmodulin binding. The transcript is spliced from 2 exons.
AAAUGUUGUGUGGGUUUUGGUUUUUGGGUGGUCUGGAAAUGUGAUACUGGAGAUGGGUUUGGAGUGAAAAUCGAGUUUUUCUCCUGCUUUGCUUUGGGAGUUUCUUGUUUUAUUUGUUUUGAAUUAUAUGGAUUUUCCUUUUCUUGUUCCUUUUUUUUUUCUGGUAAAAGUUGCUUUAUUAUCGAACUCUUGAAUUGUUUUUAUAAAAAAAUUUGUUUUAGUCGUGAUUUUAAUGAGAUUUGUUGAUGGAAGCUUAGUUUUUAUGUUUCUUUUUGGUAUGAAUUUGAGGUGAGACAUAGCCUUCAUUGAUGGAUUAUUGAUCAGUUUCUAAGGAUUAUCUGUUUUCUCAACUUUGAUUCUCUUCUACAUAUCUGAUGGCUGAGGAGAGUAUUGGUUCACCGGUGACACUAGAUAUUUCUGGGUCAGACAGGGGCAAUUUGAGAAGAAACUCCUUGGCAGUAGCAGAUUCGGUGAGCAGCAGAGAAAAAACUCUUCCUCGUUAUUUGAGAGCUUCUACCGGUUCGUGUCAUGAUUUCUGCAAAUAUGGAAAGAAGCAUGAAUCUGAAGAGAUCGCUAGACAUCCUUUCCGGAAGAGGAUUGUGAAAAAGCUGUGUGAUGAGCCAAAUUUAUUUCGGAGCUUAGACUUAGUGCAGAGGAAGCUGACAUCCACAACUGAAUCCAAAUCUUUUCCCAAUUCCCAAUCUCAUACCCCUGAUAUGCCUGACACCAUUGAGCUUCAGUUGCCCACUUGCUCUCCCAGUGGAAAUAAUUCUAGGAUACAUGGUGUUCAGUUGAAGAAAGAAAAGACAUCAGCUGCAAAGCUUAAGUCUAAACAUCCACCCAAUUUCCGUAGUCGCCACAAAAGCUCUGAUGUUGUCACGGCUGGAGUGUCGACAAACUCUUCCAACAGCCAAAUUCCUAGGAAUGAUGAAGUACUGUUGGAGGAAAAAAAGACAUCAAUUGCAAAGCUCAGAUCUUCACCCAAUUUGAAAUCCCGCUCAUCCGAUGCCUCGAAAGUCAUGCAGAAGGGUGGAUCAACAUCUUCUAAGAAAGUAGGAAUCUCUUCGAAAGAAGUCUCAUCGAAACCUAAUGACAAAAACUUUUCUAAAGCACUUGGUACUUCUUCGAAGCCGAAAUCUCAGGCAGAAAAGCUUCCUUUGGUUUCUGCCCCUUCAGGAGCUUCAAGUGUUAAGAGAAACAGUGGAAGUAGUGAUACAAAGAUGGGGAAGAGGACUGUGACCUCCAAAGUAGCUGUAAAGAAAGCAUUGGCAUCGCCAAGAGCCUCAUUGUCUCCAAGAGCUUCUCUCGCUAGAGCUACAAGUCUAACUGCAAGGAAGAACCUAAACUUAAAAGUUGUGCCUCUACAGAAGAAUCAGAACAAAGUUGAAAAGGCUGAAUCAGAGCAACCUCCCGAUGAACAAAAGGUACGCAAUAACAACGCACUUGAAGAGAAAACCCUGUAUGUGAUCAAGAUGGAGACAGAAAAUAUGUUGUUGGAAUCUGAUAAAAAUGAAAAUUGUGCUGCUGAAUUGCCUCCACCUGUUGCUUUAUCUCCCAAGUCAUCCUCCCUUACAAUGUCUCCACCUUUGUCAUCACAUGGUGGGAGAGAUGAAGAUGAGUCUGAGUAUACAGAGGAUGACUCGGACUCUGAAUAUUAUGAAGAUGAUGAAGAUGAAACUGUAAAUACUGAAGAAGUAGAACAUUUGGAACGAGAAAAUGGCGGAAGGUCCAGAAAGGGUAGGAUGGUAUUCUCUGAAGAAAAGGAUAGCCGGCCUGUGAAAUUAUCUUUUAGGAGAGGAAAGGUUGUUGACAUUCAGACUGAGAAUAAUGGUCCAAGGAGGCUCAAGUUCAGGCGAGGAAGAUUACUUGGGGUCAACCAAAAUAUUAAGGCUGAGCGGAGAACCUUUAGGACAAGAGAAGUUGAUGGCGACAUGAAUGACAAUGAACCUGGUGGGGAAAAAGUUGUUUUGAGACACCAGGGUUUGCAGGGAAAGAAAGAUGAAAAGGGUUUGUUUAACAAUGUCAUCGAAGAAACUGCUAGUAAACUCGUUGAAACCCGGAAAAGUAAGGUUAAGGCCUUGGUUGGUGCUUUUGAAACCGUCAUCUCCCUCCAAGACGGCAAACCUUCAUCAAACACCGUCACUUGAGUUGUGAAGAACAUCUCUAAUAACAGUAGGUUUACAGGGAAGAGGGGGUAGGAGAAUAAAGCUAAGCUUUUGAGAGGUUACUCCGAGAUUACACAGCUAUUGAAGUUUGAAAGUAGAUUUUCACUGUUUUGACUUCGAAACUCCUAGGUCUUGAUUCGAACGCGAGAUUCCGUGUGUACUGAUCUUGACAUACUUCACAUACAGUCUUGCCAAGGGUGUGCUUCUUCUUUUUUCCGAAGUUAUACUACGAAUGAUUUUCUAUCUUGUGAAUAAAGCAAUAUACUCAUGACUUCCAUUUACUGUUAGGAGAUAAUGUGGACGCCUGAUAACUCAGAUUUACGUAGUUGUGUCUUGUUUUUUCGUGGUUCAUUUUCUAUUCUAGAAAUGUCAUGACUGAUUCUGUUUUUGGUUGGUUUAUCAUAAGUGUGUGCAUUGCUGUA